AUGGCAGCCGAAUCUGAACAUCGAACGGUUCAUACUACAGAAGGGGUUGUCCCUCAAGAGAACAAGGAGUGCUCAGAGACAUUGGAAGUAUGUCAUAUUUCCAAUAAUUGGGACCUUCCCUCAAGCCUGCACGAGUUUUCCGAAGGUGGUUUAGCAGGUUGGGCAACUGCUUUUGGAUCUUUUCUCGUGCAGUUUUGUGCGUUUGGGUAUAUUACUUCGUUUGGUGUUUAUCAAGGUAUUGCUGCAGACGAACAUAUCCUCAAGACUUGUAGAUGGAUCGGGAGCACGACUGCGUUUUUACUCAUGACCGUGAGCCUCGUGUCAGGUUCACUGCAUGACCGAGGAUACUUAAAGAUCUUUCUUUCUCAAGGCUUAGGCUUGGGUAUUGCGUCGGGGCUUGUGUAUAUUCCUACCAUGGCUGUCAUCUCCCAUCACUUCCGACGGAGACGCACACUGGUUAUGACGUUCGUCGCUACGGGUUCACCGCUGGGUGCUAUCAUCCAUCCGAUCAUGCUCAAUAACCUCCUCAACGGUCCUCUUGGUUUUGCUAAUGGCGUCCGUGUAAGCGCAGGGUUUACCAGCUUAUUUCUCUUGACUGCAUGUCUAUCCAUGCGAACUCGCCUUGAUCCGCCGGCGACACCAGUGAACUAUAUUGCGGUAGCUAGAAAAUGCAUUUAUGAUGUACCGUUCAUGCUCCUGAUAGCAGGGACCUUUCUUCUCCAAACGGGCUUCUACUAUCCGUUAUUCUUCUUCCAGCUCGACUCCAUCAAGCACGGUAUCAGCGUUAAAUUUUCGUUUUACUCUUUAGUGAUUUUAAAUGGGUCCAAUUGCUUGGGACGAUUCACGUCAGGGUUGAUUGCGUCAUUCACGGGGGUUCUGAAUUUAACCAUAGUGGCGUCAACCUCGUGCGGUGUGCUCAUUUUGGGCAUGAUUGGGCUGAGUAACUUGGCCAGCGUCGUUGUGCUUGGCAUGCUUUAUGGUUAUUUUUCAGGGCUGAACGUUGCGAUGGCGCCUCCACUCGUAGCUACUCUAACGCCCGACCUCUCUGAGCUUGGCGCACGGAUGGGCAUCUGUCUCUUUGCUGCUGUCAAACUUGUCGCGAUCACUAUAGGAUUCGGAGGUUUGAUCGGAGCACCUAUAUCUGGCGCCCUGCUAACAUCUAAUUAUACCUGGUGGAUACCCGGUCUGUUCUCCGGGACUGUUUCACUGGCUGCCGCCAUAAUGUUUAUCGUCAUGCGAUAUGUGUUUCUCAAAAGGCAGCGCGUCCUAGAUUCCCCUAUGCAGGACUUCAACAAUGAGGCAAAAAUAUGUGCGCCCAGAAUGGGGAAUGGACAUCCCGAUUUCAAUGUCAUGUCUAUUGAAGAUAACAGCAGGCCGUUCCUUUGCAGAGUCUCAAGGUCACCAUUGAUGGCGAACGCAGACUCCAAGCGCAAGCGCAAAAGCAAAAGUAAAGCAGGUUCUCGAUUUAACUUUGUAGCUAUACUUGUUGAUAUGGCAAAAGUUCAAAAAGUGUGUCGUAUAUCGUUUCGAACAACAGUCCAAUCAUCCACCGUGCGCACCGCAGGACCUUUAACGACCGAUAUCCCCACCUCCGAGGUAAAUUCCCACUCAAGCUCCCUCGUACCAUCCAAAACAACACUCGAAAGGCUUCCUAUCAAGUGCGGGAUAAACGCUGACGGCUAG
Suillus fuscotomentosus is the source of this 1683-nucleotide messenger RNA. Its product is annotated as major facilitator superfamily domain-containing protein. The record is from RefSeq and is a predicted model, not a curated record. The transcript has 15 exons. Gene Ontology annotation, cellular component: fungal-type vacuole membrane. Lineage: Eukaryota; Fungi; Basidiomycota; Agaricomycetes; Boletales; Suillaceae. The coding region runs from base 1 to 1683 and encodes 560 amino acids.